GAAGAAAGAAAAAGAUCAAUGACGAUUUCCAUUCACUACUACACGAGAGAGGAAAAACGGCGGAGAAAGGGAUGGAUGUUUUAACGACGGGGUCAUAUCAUAGGUAACUUUGUCCAAAUCGCUAACAUACACACACGUACUCGUACGUGCAUACAUACGUGAAACGCACAGUCAACACGAUAUGGUAAAGUUUGUGGGAAAUGUGAUUGUCGAUGGGCUGGUCUUUCUCUCUCUCUCUCCCUUUCGCCAUCAUCACUUUUAUUUGUUUAUAAGUCUACAGCUUUGUCGUUCGCUCGCUCCACUUGGAUCCAGUUAUGCAUGUUCCUCUCAUUUCCCGGUUUUCCCAUCGGACAGCGAGACGCACACGGCUUCCACUGUGGAAGAGCUCCGCCCGCUCUGUACGAGUAAAAGAGGAUGACGGAGACGCCGGCCGGAAUGUAUGAUGAGUUACAACUCACCUUCACUACGAGUAAUUACUCGAGUCGUAUAUCAUUCAAUGGAAAGCCGCAUAACCGGCGGCGCUACUGUAGGAAGUAAACUGUGUACGAGUGAGUACUGUACAGUACAUAACUUGAUGCCGCACACACCAGUUUUCUUUUCUCCCUUCCUCCUCCUCUUCCAACCCGACCCUUCUCUCCCGUCCCUCCCACCAUUCACGAGUGACAACACCAGGGGUUAUGUCUGGUUACCGCUCAUGCACUCACACACCUACAGUAUGAUACUCGAGUACCAUAUUUCUACACGGGACACGCGCAUAGGGACUCGAGUAUUAUUAUUAUUAUCAUCAUUAUCAUUCCUCCCUCAACUCACUUCACUUUUUCCACGUCCCAACAGGAGCGCCGCUGUACCCGCUGGGAGGGGGGAAAAAAAAACCAAAACCUAUCCAUCACAAGGUGGUGCUAGUGCGGUAAAACGGUACUGUACUCUAAACCCGAACGUGAUGAUUACUGUAUACACGAGCAUUUGUGUGUGCAAUCUUACCGGUUAUGUGUCCCAUGCCCUGGUUCCCCACAACCCCUUGCUUUUUUCUUCUUCUUUACUUCCCCGCGUUUUUGAUUUUGAAGAAACGGGUCGAAAGGGGGACCCGGCAACCCAUGGUAGUGGACCGGUGCUUCAAGGAUUGUUGGUUACUGUACGAGCACCCUUCUGGGGAAGGGAUGAUCAUGAUGGAGAUAUCAUAGUUCAGGUUAGGAAAUGGGGGCGUGAUGAUGAUGGGUGCCAACCCACUCGAGAGUAUCUUCUUGGGGGGCCAAAAUGGAUCCUUGUAUUGCCUCGUGGUGGAGGUUAUCAUACCCUACUCGUAGGGUAUUGUGCCGGACAAGGGGAUUACGGUAGUCUACUUGUGUAUGUAUGAAUUGUUGUACGAGUA
Molecule: messenger RNA, 1369 nt
Organism: Tuber melanosporum (Perigord truffle)
Lineage: Eukaryota; Fungi; Ascomycota; Pezizomycetes; Pezizales; Tuberaceae
Exons: 1
Coding region: 440-1354 (304 amino acids)
Source: RefSeq, a predicted model, not a curated record